Molecule: messenger RNA, 574 nt
Organism: Entelurus aequoreus (snake pipefish)
Lineage: Eukaryota; Metazoa; Chordata; Actinopteri; Syngnathiformes; Syngnathidae
Product: ectonucleotide pyrophosphatase/phosphodiesterase family member 2-like
Exons: 4
Coding region: 98-574 (158 amino acids)
Molecular function (GO): nucleic acid binding; hydrolase activity; metal ion binding
Source: RefSeq, a predicted model, not a curated record
AAGUGAUACUUGGUGAUACUGACCUUGUGUUGUGUCAGGGCUGAGUGGCAGUGAGGAGCAGAGGUACGACGCCCUGCUGAGCAGCCAGGUGGCGCCCAUGUACCCCCACUUCCUCAGGGUGUGGUCUUACUUCCAGCACACGCUGCUGAGGAAGUACGCCGCCAUCUACAACGGCAUCAACGUGCUGACAGGCCCCGCCUUCGACCACGACCAUGAUGGACGCCACGACGCGCAGUGGGCGUCUGCGGGCAACGGCUCCGCCCCCACGCACUUCUUCGCCGUGCUGACCAGCUGCAAGGACGUGCGGCAGCCUGUGAGCGCCUGUGAUGGCGAGCUGCACGCCAUCGCCUUCCUGCUGCCUCACAGGCCUGACAACUCUGACAACUGCCAGAGUGCACAAGACGAGGCCGUGUGGGUGGAAGAGCACAUUUGGUUCCACCAGUCCCGAGUGCGAGACGUGGAGUGGAUGACAGGACUGGACUUGUACCAGGACAGUCCUCGACCAAUCACGGAGCUGCUGCGGCUGAAGACCCGCCCCACAGCAGCCAAUCAAAAACCAAUAAAACAAUCUUGA